UGUAUAAUAUACGUAUUUAUAUAACACGUGUAUAUAUAUUUAUAAAACUGUUUUUUUUCAACAACUUUGUAAGCAAGGUUUUGACAGUGGUGCUCUUUAGACCUUGAACCUUACCAUCAGUGAAAUAACAGCAGCUUGCAUUCCCAAAUGCUGACUUAUGCUCCAGGCACUGUUGGGAUACACAGUUGCUCUGAAAUACUUUCUGAAAGGGAGGGAAAUUUCAGGAUCUAUAAAUUGUACCUUUUUCCCAUGUGUUACCUUCACCAUGCGGCCAAAAUGGCAGGGGAGGUGGUGGUGGUCACAUACAUGUGGUGGGCUUAAGUCUGCUUGUGUGAGGAACAGCUGCUGCUAUUCUUGGGGAGAAAAAAGUGGAAACAGUGCUAUCAGUGGGUUGCUGCAACCAGCUCUCUGGCUGUGGUUUAAGAGAAGCUGAGGAAGGUGAUGGCAUGAAGCAGGCUAAGGAACAGAUUCUGGCCCAUAAGUGCUGGCUGGACAUUUCUGCCUCCUGAGUCUUGGCUCAUUCUGUACAGUCCUUAAAAAAUAAGAGUAAAAACAAGGAAGAUAACAUUUGAUGCAAUGCACAGGACUACUUACCUUUGUGGAACUAAAACUUGUUUUCAGGGUUGAGAAUUUUUGAACCUAAAUGUAUUACACAGUGGAGAACCAGGAACACGGCAUCAGUUAACACUUUACUGCAAGACCUAUUCCUCAGAGCUUAAUUCUCAACAAGGAGCACAAGAGCAAAUAAACUGGAAAUGCUUGGUAUUAGUCAUUUGAAGCAUUUACAGGCUCUGUGACCCAGGAAAGGAUAACUUAUUUUCCUGUUCAUCCCAAAGUUCACCAGGAGAUGUGGUGAAUGCCCUGUCUCUAGAGGCAAGGCCGGAUCAGGUCCUGGGCAACCUGAUCAAGCUGUGCAUGUCCCUGUUCAUUGCAGUGAAGCUGAAACAGAUGACAUUUAAAGGUCCCUUCCAACUCUAAGGAUUGUAUGAUUUUGGGUGGACAGGAAAUGUUUGUAUCUUCUCUCCUCUCACCUUUCUGUUCCAUCACCUUGAGAUAAUUUGUGAAUAAACUUCAUACAUGUAAUAUGUAUUUUUUUGGUGAACUAGGAGAAUUAUUUCUUGUCACUUCUUUCAGCCGCUUAUUCACAGUUCUAGUGUUACCAUAUGAAUUUUCUUGAAAAGCUAAUCAGUGUGGCCCAGUGCAAAUUUGAUAAUACUUCUGGCUUCUCUAUAAGAUCUCAUAUAGGUAAUGAAGAAAUGGUCUACUUUUGUUUUAACAUUCCUUAAAACAGAGCUGUGGUGUUUUGUUCUUGAGUUUUUAAUACUAGCAAUAUUAAGGUGCUGUUAGAGGCUGCGAAACACUAAAUAUUUUGUAUGGCUCCCAGCUAUAUGGAACAAUAGUCACUUUACUGAAACUUGCUACCAAUAUAAAUUAUUUUAUUUGUAUUCAUCUAGAAGGACUAAAACUUAUAGCUAAACUUCCAAAUUUCAGACCUGUGUGACUUUGAACUAGUUUUUAUUUAAUUUUGAUUCAAGUACAGAUACUAAUUCCUGCAGUCUCUCUUCAUGUUUGGAAAUUGUUUGGCUCUACUGUUUCCCUUUCACUCUUGUUGAUGCAUUUUAUUGUUAUCUAGUGUGAGAAAAGAAGAAAACAUGUCCAUGAGUGAGGAUAGAACAUCCCAUUAGUGUGAAAGUACAUAACGUUUUUAGAUGAAAGGGAAUAUGAUGUAGCAGCCAAAGCCAAAUGUUUAAUUUUGAACUGAUUUGCUUAUUGCAGACAGAUUUUUAUUUAUUUAUUUUUUUUUUUUUGCAGAAAAGUGGGGGCUGUGGAGAAAUUUCUGGCAGAAGAUAAAACGAUAGAAGGGGAUUUAGGGAAAAGAUCACUUUUGUUGAAGCACUGGAGUUGAGAGUAGUUUACUUUUUCUUGGUUUUGGGUAACAGUUUCUAUGGGAAAACUCAGGUUUACUUUCAGAAGCGUACUUUCCAGAGCAGCAGCUCUAGUGCAGUGGAAAAUCAUGUUAGGGCUAACAGCCAUGCAAUGACUUCCUCACUUACCCUUAUCUGGGUAAGCAGUGUUACAGCAGCUGAACUGCGAGGUAAGAGUUCAGAAUAAAGUGCAUCUUUUUCGUGUGCUUAUGGAAAUCUGUGUUCUGUGGAGAGUGUUUUGCAGAAACGCUCAUAAAUUAGAAAAAAUAAAAUCCUUCUUCUCUGUCCCGUUCUCUGAAUGGUGUUUCUUUUUGGUAUAGGCACGUACCCCUCCCCUUAGGGGAAUUAACAGACUUCCUGCUGUAGUCAUGUGGUAGAGCAUUCACAAGUACUACUUUUUUUCUGAAAGGCACUCACUCAAGCUGGAGGAAGAUACGUAAGAAAUAUUUUGUUAAAAGAAAUGAAUGCUGCCAACAUUCCAGGACAAGAGCGCAGUCUUGACUUAAAUAUAAAUGAUUUUGAAGAUCUGUAGGAUAGAUUGGCUUGAGACCCAUUUUAUUGGGAAAGAAGGACUCCAUGAAAGAUGACAGAAGAAGUUAUUGUUAUUGCAAAGUGGGAUUACACUGCACAGCAGGACCAAGAACUUGACAUCAAGAAAAAUGAGCGUCUUUGGCUAUUAGAUGAUUCCAAGACAUGGUGGAGGGUAAGAAACGCGGCCAACAAAACGGGAUAUGUGCCAUCAAAUUAUGUGGAGCGAAAAAACAGCUUGAAGAAAGGUUCUCUGGUUAAAAAUCUGAAAGACACGUUGGGCUUAGGAAAAACAAAAAGAAAGACGAGCGCACGAGACGCCUCGCCCACUCCCAGCACAGAUGCAGAGUACCCUUCCAAUGGCAGCAGCGCAGACCGCAUCUAUGACCUCAACAUUCCUGCCUACGUCAAAUUUGCCUAUUUGGCGGAGAGAGAGGAUGAACUGUCCCUUGUUAAAGGGUCUCGGGUCAUUGUCAUGGAGAAGUGCAGUGAUGGCUGGUGGAGGGGGAGCUACAAUGGACAGAUUGGCUGGUUUCCUUCGAACUAUGUGGUGGAGGAAGUUGAGGAGGCCACAGCAGAUUCACCGAGCUUUCUGAGCUUGAGGAAAGGCGCUUCCAUGAGUAACGGCCAGGGCACCAAAGUACUCCACGUUGUUCAGACACUGUAUCCAUUCAGCUCCGUCACAGAAGAAGAGCUCAAUUUUGAAAAGGGGGAAACAAUGGAAGUCAUUGAAAAGCCAGAAAACGACCCAGAAUGGUGGAAAUGUAAAAAUUCCAGAGGGCAAAUUGGUCUUGUUCCUAAAAACUAUGUAGUAAUCAUUAGCGAUGGUCCUACCAUUAACACUUCCCAUCCACCUCAGAUAAGCUACACGGGACCAUCUUCUACCGGACGAUUUGCUGGAAGAGAGUGGUAUUAUGGGAAUGUUACCCGACAUCAAGCAGAAUGUGCCCUAAACGAGAGGGGAGUGGAAGGAGACUUCCUUGUUAGAGAUAGUGAAUCUUCGCCCAGUGACUUCUCAGUAUCUCUAAAGGCAUCGGGGAAGAACAAACAUUUCAAGGUGCAGCUCGUGGACAAUGUCUAUUGUAUUGGGCAGCGUCGCUUUAAUACUAUGGAUGAGUUGGUGGAACACUACAAAAAGGCUCCCAUCUUCACCAGUGAACACGGGGAAAAGCUAUAUCUUGUGAAAGCACUUCAGUGACGAUGAAGAUGGACUUGGCCACCCAGGCCUCUUCUAACUUCCAAGCCUUAGGUCCUAAAAUCACUUUUAUAGAGCAGAGCAAUAUCCGAAACAGGCUUAAAGAGUAGGCUCUUUCUAACGUGUUUGCUCUGUUGGUUGUUAUUUGUCCUUUUUCGUUUGCCUACUUUUGUGUUUCAGUUCUGUUAAUCUCAGAUCACCUCCCUUCAGGUUGAGAAGUUCACCUUUGUGGCCAUUGUAAGCACUCACUUCCAUGUCCGAGUUCUAAACUCCCCUCUUCUGUGUACGUUUACAUACUUAGCUCGGAUAAAGGAGGGGGGUUUGCAAUUCAAUCCAGUGUUAACCUGUUCAAAUUGCUCACGCAGACAGACAGAACUCUUCAUUAAGAGACAUCGGGCACAGUUUGAAUGCACUGAGGCUGCAGCUAAGUAAGUGAGAUAUAGUAGACAUAACAGUUGUGGCUGUGAGUUCUGUAGCUAUAUUGCUUACCAGGUAGUAUAUUACAAAAACUCCUAGUUCCUAGAAGCACUCUUUACACUGUACUCUGCUAUUACAUUGCCUCUCUGACUCUUUGCAAAGAGUACACUAAUUAAAGCGUUUUGUAAUAGUACUUCUUAAACUACUAUGGUAAGAUUGUAGUAAAAGAAAACUAUCUAGUGUAUUUUGGUCUGUAAUUGCAACAAAGAGAAAUUUUAUUUGAAAGUUGAUUACUAAAGAGAGAAUCAUUGAAUUGUAAAGACUGAAUGUUCUGGUAAUCUACAACCAAAUGUGCCAUCCACAUAAUGCUUUUUUCCUCUUGCCCUUCUGCUUGUUUGAAUUAAACAAUUAUGUAUUUAAUUCUCAAAGUAAUAUGUAUCUGUAGCUGAUUGUUGACACUAAUACAGAAGAUUAAUAAAAACUGAUCAGGGGACAGGGUGGGGUGGGCUACCAACACUAUAUAUAUAUUUGCUUUACAGAAAGGAAUCUUCAGGUUUUACAGAGGAUGGUGUGAUUGGUAGGAAGAGACACACAGAAUGUUUAUGAAGAAAAUGCUUUUUUUCUCUUUUCUUUACAUUUAAACUCCUUUACGGUUUAAAUAUACAGACUUUAGAUGGCACACUCCUGAGAUUGAAGAAGGGAUCUUGAGAUCUCAAAAUCUUGCGUACUCAGUUUUUUGGAUAUUGUAAUAAAAAAGGUAUUAUGUCA
Phasianus colchicus (ring-necked pheasant) is the source of this 4833-nucleotide messenger RNA. It is a transcript of the gene NCK2, whose product is annotated as NCK adaptor protein 2. NCBI's taxonomy places the organism in Eukaryota, Metazoa, Chordata, Aves, Galliformes, Phasianidae. Gene Ontology annotation, cellular component: cytoplasm. Gene Ontology annotation, molecular function: signaling adaptor activity; receptor tyrosine kinase binding. Gene Ontology annotation, biological process: ephrin receptor signaling pathway; positive regulation of translation in response to endoplasmic reticulum stress; cell migration. The record is from RefSeq and is a predicted model, not a curated record.